Pisolithus orientalis is the source of this 357-nucleotide messenger RNA. RefSeq lists its product as uncharacterized. The record is from RefSeq and is a predicted model, not a curated record. Lineage: Eukaryota; Fungi; Basidiomycota; Agaricomycetes; Boletales; Pisolithaceae. The annotation marks the transcript as partial. The transcript is spliced from 2 exons. Gene Ontology annotation, molecular function: tRNA dihydrouridine synthase activity; flavin adenine dinucleotide binding. Gene Ontology annotation, biological process: tRNA processing.
CCACUCAACAUCCAGUUUUGUGCCAAUGACCUGCUCACAUUCACAGAAGCGAUCCAAGAAUACCAUGAUGCUGUUGAUCUGAAUCUAGGAUGUCCACAAGACAAUGUGAGGUCUGCCCACUAUGGAUCAUUUUUACAGGAUGAGUGGGAGUUGAUCCAUAAUACUAUCCCCCUCAUCAUAUCCUUGUGUAUACACACCACAGUCAAUGCACCUCAUGAUGGCCAAAUUCCGAGUUUUUCAUCAACUGAAAAAACCAUUGUUUAUGCACAGAUGCUUGAGAACACCUGUGCCCAAACCCUCAUGUGUCACAGCCGCAUCUGUCAACAACGUGGUCAUAAUACCAGUCUCGCAGAUUGA